Messenger RNA from Zasmidium cellare ATCC 36951, 939 nucleotides. RefSeq lists its product as uncharacterized. NCBI's taxonomy places the organism in Eukaryota, Fungi, Ascomycota, Dothideomycetes, Mycosphaerellales, Mycosphaerellaceae. Gene Ontology annotation, biological process: shikimate metabolic process; chorismate biosynthetic process. Gene Ontology annotation, molecular function: shikimate 3-dehydrogenase (NADP+) activity. The transcript has 2 exons. The record is from RefSeq and is a predicted model, not a curated record. Bases 1 to 939 code for a protein of 312 amino acids.
AUGGAAACGCAACAGCAAGAAAUCGUCACCUGUCCGGCACCAGCAGUCGAUCAUUUCGAACGCCACGGCUACCUGUUCGGAUAUCCAAUCGCCCACUCUUACUCGCCGUUCUUACACAACACAGUCUUCGAGCAACUAGGCCUACCAUUGGGUUUCUCUUUGCUGGAAUCGACAGACAUCGACCAAUUCCUCAGACUGAUCAAAGACCCAAGGCUUUACGGCUCCGCAGUGACGAUGCCAUUCAAAGUGGCCAUAAUUCCGCACCUGGAUGACCUCACGGAUGAAGGACGUGCCGUAGGUGCGGUGAAUACAAUCUUCCGGCGAGGCGACAAGUUCAUCGGAACCAACACGGACACGAUAGGAGUCCGGGAGAGCUUCUACCAGAACAUCGCUGAGCCUGAUAAACUCUUUCACGGCCGGCCUGGUAUGGUCAUAGGCGGCGGCGGCGCUGCACGGUCGGCUGUGUAUGCGUUAGUCCAGUUCAUGAAGUGCCGGACUGUCUAUCUCGUCAAUCGAGAUGCGGGUGAAGUCGACGCCGUGAUAAGCUGGUGCAAGUCACAAGGGUAUGGCGAUGGUCUGGUGCAUGUGACCAACGCUACUCAGGCGGAAGGGCUUGAGGGUCCAGGGGCCAUCGUCGCCUGCGUGCCUAACUUCCCCCCUUCUACCGACGCAGAGAAGGAGGCGAGAAGAGUGGCAGAGGUGUUCCUCAACAAGCCUCACAAAGGAGCGAUGUUGGAGAUGUGCUACCAUCCCUCUCCAUGGACAGAACUCGGUGGCAUCGCGGAGAAAGCUGGCUGGCAGGUCAUUAUUGGAACCGAGGCAAUGAUCUAUCAAGGUCUGCAACAACAUACUUACUGGCAUGGCCGGACGCUUGAUCAGCUCCCCGUUAAGGAGGUGAAGGAAGUGAUCGCGAAGGAGUUGGCAAAAGCACGGUUGUAG